Elaeis guineensis (African oil palm) is the source of this 2517-nucleotide messenger RNA. The record is from RefSeq and is a predicted model, not a curated record. NCBI's taxonomy places the organism in Eukaryota, Viridiplantae, Streptophyta, Magnoliopsida, Arecales, Arecaceae.
UAGGAAGGCCUUUUGAUCCAUGGUACCCGUGCCGUUCGGGUCGUCGCACGUCCCAUCUGUGCCUUUCCUUCCCUCCCUCUUCCUUCUCCGAUGCCCACGGCCGCACGGCACUUCUCCCUGCCGCCGUCCCCGUCGCUACCCACUCGCCGGAAGAAGCCUGCGAUUCCUCCGAGUUCUUGAUGUCUACUCUCUAGCUGGGAGAUAAGAGGCUAGAAAGAACACAGGAGAGAAGGAGGAGACACAAAGAGAGGGAGAGCGGAGACCAUCUGGUCCAUGUGUUGGAAGAUCUGGAGACAUCGCUGGUGGUGAAGUGGGAAGCCAAAUGUUCCGUAAGAACGACUCCGCCUUAUCCUGCUUCUACCUCUAUUUGCUCUGGCUAUUCUUCCGCAAGUAGGCGACAAGCGAUACCCUAGACGAGAAGAGAGGCUUUUGCAGGAGAGGGUAGAAUUUGAUCGGAUUCUUGAGAAAUCGAAAUCUUGAUUGCGAUCGGAUUCUUGAGGAAGGAUGAUGAUGUUGGAUCUUAACCUUGCGUCCUCAGGCGAGUCGUUGGCUUUCCAGGAGAAGCCGCUCCCCGAUGAGGACUCCGGGACCUCCAACUCCUCCGUUCUCAAUGCCGAGGCCUCCAGCAACGCCCCCGAUGACGACUCGUGUUCUACCAGGCCGACCGCCGGCUUCCAGUUCGGCAUCCUGAGGGUCUCAGCGUCCGCGGAAGGAGAGAACGAGAUGGAAGAGGAGAUCAAGGGGCGUGUAAAUAAUGUCUCGCUGGAAUCCAACUUCCUCACCAGGCAGCUCUUUCCUCCGGCUUCACCGGCGGUUCCUGAAUGGCCCCAGCUACCGGCGGUAGCGGCAUCUUCGUCCGCAUCAUCCAGGCAGCAUUUAUUGGAUCUCCGCUUCAGCCAGUCCGGCAAUCCAGCGGACGUCAGGGUUUUGCAGCAGCAGCAGCAUGUCAAGAAGAGUAGAAGGGGGCCUCGCUCUCGGAGCUCUCAAUACCGGGGAGUCACGUUCUACCGGAGGACCGGGCGAUGGGAAUCUCACAUCUGGGAUUGUGGGAAACAGGUUUAUUUGGGAGGUUUCGACACUGCUCAAGCUGCAGCCAGGGCAUAUGAUCGAGCUGCGAUUAAGUUUCGAGGAGUUGACGCUGACAUCAAUUUCAAUCUUGUUGACUAUGAGGAAGAUCUGAAACAGACGAGGAAUCUUACAAAGGAGGAAUUUGUGCACAUACUACGUCGCCAGAGCACUGGGUUCUCUAGGGGAAGUUCAAAAUACAGAGGUGUGACCCUUCACAAGUGCGGCCGCUGGGAGGCUCGCAUGGGACAAUUCCUGGGGAAGAAGUACAUAUAUCUUGGGCUAUUCGACAGCGAAAUAGAAGCUGCAAGGGCUUAUGACAAGGCAGCUAUAAAAUGUAAUGGAAGGGAUGCUGUUACCAAUUUUGAGCCCAGCACCUAUGAAGGAGAACUGCUUACUGAGGCUAAUAGUGAAGCAACUGGCCAUGAUGUUGAUCUGAACUUGAGGAUUUCUCAACCUGUUGCCCAUAGUCCAAAGAAGGAUCACAAUUCAAUAGGCAUCCAAUUCCACUAUGGCUUGCUUGAAUCUUCUGAUGCCAAGAAAGUAACGAUUGACAGCACGUCUUCCCAAUUGGCUGGUCAGCCGCAUCAUGUAUGGACUGCUCAACGCCCAGCUCUCUUUCCUACCAUUGAGGAAGGAGCAAGAGAGAAGAGGCUUGAGGUUGGUUCUCAAGCUCUACCCGCCUGGGCGUGGCAGAUGCAUGGCCCUACUCCAUUGCCGCUGUUCUCUUCUGCAGCAUCAUCAGGAUUCUCAACUACUGCUGUUACAUCUGCCCAUCCUUCCUCGCUGCCUCCUCCUUCGGCAACCCUGCAUUCCCAGUUCAGCCUACCGGCUCCAUCCAAUUUUCGAUUCAGGAGCUGAAAUCCAUGUGCUUGGACCAGUGUAUGUAUGCUCUAGACCACCGACAUCUCCGAGGGAGUGGCAGAGGGUAGCCAUCUGCGAAGUAAUAACACGGGGAUGGUGCUCUGUUUUCAAAUUUUCCAUGGUGCGAGUUCAGGUUUUUUAUCCCUUGUAUGCGUUUUGUUUGCCAUAUUCUCACUGUCAUAUUCAUAUUUGGACGAGUUGAAUAUCUUGGGCUCGUCCGCUGCUGAUGAGUUAAGUGGAUGGCCGUGAUGGAGAUUAGCUUUUGGCCUACUACUGGUACUUUGUGGGUGUCCUUGAAUGUAGCUUUCUUUUUUUUCAUUUGCCAUGGACGGUACUAGGAUUUGAAAGAAGAGAGACCGGCCAGCGGCUAUUCUGGCUCCGAGCAAAGUCUUUUGGCUGGCUUGCUGGCUCCUUGUUGUGGGUUUCUUUUCUUUAUCUUAAUGGAUUCCAGCGGGGCCCUGCUUUUGGCUAACGUGACAUUGUACCUUCAUUAUUGAUCGGUUCCCUUGGCGAUAAAACUGACGGUGUCCCUGGUUGUAUGUCUCGGCUUGCUUUGUUUUUAUGUGGAACGAGUGAUUGGGAUUUUCU